Molecule: messenger RNA, 714 nt
Organism: Penicillium subrubescens
Lineage: Eukaryota; Fungi; Ascomycota; Eurotiomycetes; Eurotiales; Aspergillaceae
Exons: 1
Coding region: 1-714 (237 amino acids)
Source: RefSeq, a predicted model, not a curated record
AUGGGGAUGGCCGGGGGCCGAAAUCGCUUGCUUGACUUGCGCCACAAAAGAGCCGAAUCCAGCAUAUCACUAGCCGACGGCCAGCCUUCGAGCAUUUCUGAUCAAAGCUCAACAAAAGUUGCAAGCUGGUUUCGAGUGCCUAAAAAGGAUAUCAAUCUCAAAUCUGUCAAUGAACAGAUAGAAGAGCUAUCGAAAACACAUAAUCACAUCACUACUCAGCUCAACGAGGCCCAGCGUCUUCGUCAACUCAAAGAGCAUGGGCUAGACCCGAGUGAGAUGACCUGGAUUGAUGGCACUAUCUCAGACAUUGAGGACGCAACUUACGAUGUUGCGAUUUUGCUAGAGCCUACGCGUGUCGAGAAAGCGACCAGUAAUGGGAAGCUCAGCCUAGGGACACAGAUCCGUUGGUUCUACCGAGAUAGCCAGCGAGCCCAAGACAAAAAGCAUCGGCUGCUGGCAUGUCAUUCCAGUCUUAUGGCAGUUUUGGCCCGUCUACAACAGGUGGAUAUUCCAGAGGCAAUUGUCGUACAUGAGAUGGGCACGGAGACGUCAUCCAAAAGUAACCUCUGUAGCUCGUCGAGCCUCCAGGGAUCGGUUGAUGGAUUCUAUGAGCCCAUGGAAGGUAGACAGGGCCCAACAGUCUCCGGAUCCCUUACUAGAGAGAUGUAUGAUAUGCUGGCCUGGCGUCAAUCAAAGGGGAACUCCACUCCAUGA